Ricinus communis (castor bean) is the source of this 854-nucleotide messenger RNA. Its product is annotated as rhodanese-like domain-containing protein 17. Bases 211 to 615 code for a protein of 134 amino acids. The transcript is spliced from 6 exons. The record is from RefSeq and is a predicted model, not a curated record. NCBI's taxonomy places the organism in Eukaryota, Viridiplantae, Streptophyta, Magnoliopsida, Malpighiales, Euphorbiaceae. Gene Ontology annotation, molecular function: catalytic activity.
UAUUUUCCUUAUCUAAUAGAAAACAAGCGGAUGGAACAAACUAACAGCAGCUGCUGCUGCUGCUGUGUUUAAUGUAUCAGCCCACUUUCUCUUUUUAUAUAUCUCAGCAGCUGGUUUCUCAGGCAAACCCAGCAAACAGCCGUCAGAUCUAGAAACAGGCCCCCGGUCAAUAUUCAACAAUUUUUUGGUAUAAAAGAAGAACUUGUCUUCAUGGGCUCCCUAGACAAAAGCUCUGGAGCUGAAGUUGUCACUGUUGAUGUUAAGGCAGCCAAGGGUCUUCUUGAGUCUGACUACGUUUAUCUAGAUGUCAGGACGGUGGAAGAGUUCAAGAAAGGACAUGUGCAUGCAGAGAAGAUAUUAAACAUUCCUUACAUGUUCAACACACCAGAAGGUAGGGUAAAAAAUCCCAAGUUCUUGCAGGAGGUUUCAGCUGUUUGCAAGGAGGAAGAUCAUCUUGUUGUGGGCUGUCAAAGUGGAGUCAGAUCCCUCUAUGCCACAGCUGACAUGCUUGGUGCUGGUUUUAAGGAUGUAAGCAACAUGGAAGGAGGUUAUCUUGCUUGGAUGCAGAAUGAGUUCCCCUUGAAGAUUGAAGAGGAGCAGAAAAUUGAGCUCUGAUUUAUAAAUCUUCAGCAUUUUUUCCCUCUGUUUUGGCCAAAAAUCUUAUUUCCACGUAUGUAUCUAUAUUAGCACCUUGUCUAUAUUUGAGACUAGAGUAACCAAUCCUGUUCUGCAUGUAUUAGCAAACCAGGUUUUAAAUGGAACCUGCAUUGCACAUGUGAUUGGGUUUUCCUGGUUCAUUCUAAAACCAGAGCUACAGUAAGAGAAUGCCUGAAAGUUGGUGGAUGUUGCAUUUA